Messenger RNA from Anolis sagrei ordinatus, 2807 nucleotides. NCBI's taxonomy places the organism in Eukaryota, Metazoa, Chordata, Lepidosauria, Squamata, Anolidae. The record is from RefSeq and is a predicted model, not a curated record.
UAAAAUAUUUGAACGGCGGCAAGCCUGGGCUGCGGGCGUUGAGAGCGCGGGUCGUCGUUAACAGUUGGCUGCGGAAGUGUUGUCUCCGGAGCUGGCUGGAUUCCCCAAGCAGCAAUGGCGGGGGGCACAAAGGACCAAGCAAUGCUGAAGAUGAUAUGCCCAGUGAGGCUGGAAGAGGAAAUACAGAAUCAAUGUAGGCAAUUUCUUGAUAAUGCUGACAACACAGACUUUUUGUGGAUGGAUGAGAUUAUUGAAGAGGCACAAAAGAUGUUCAGCAGCAACAGCUUCAAUGAAGGACAGCUGCUGAUGCCCAAAACUCCAUCGCAGAGAAAUCGCCCGAAAAAAAGCCGUGCUUCAUCUGCUAAGCAUGAACAGUUUGCCAGAAAGAGGUUAUCAAAAAGAAAUGGUAGCCAGGCAUCUUCUAAACGAGGUCUGCAACACAAAACAGAUCUGGACAUUUCCAAAGGUGAUACAGGGAAUAUCUCACCUUGUUGUCGUGUGACUAGGUCUCGGGCUGCCAGGUCAGCCAGGCCCUCGGAAGAUUCUCUUAAGAAUGCUACUGUUCCUUUGGCGAAAGGGAGGAUACCACUGGUAGAAAUCAGUGCUAAUGAGAGGCACAGUGCUGAACUUUACUUCAAAAAAUCUCCACCCCCAGAAAAAAAGGUUGCACUGAGCAUCCCAUCCCCAUUGUUAUCUCAAGAGUCCUUUACAAACAGAGAAAAACCUCUGACCAGGGUGUCUUUGAUUGUGAUCCCAGAUACUCCUGAAGCACAAAUAAAAAAAGAGGGGCGAAGAGCUUCCAAACUGAAAAUUGCUAAUGGAUCGGUUGCCAAAACCACUAAAAGUAAAGAACCCGUGACAAAUGAGAAGAUCGCAUUAUCUCAGCAACAAGAAAAUUUGCAGCCUUCUGAUACGGAAGUCAAGCAGAACUUCAGUGAGGAUCCAUGGACGCCUCGAAAAUCAAAAGGAAAACGUCAGUCAGUACGGCGAAGCCUAACGGGCAGGCCAUCCCAGAACGGCAACAUCUCUCUGGUUGCACGAUGCUCACUAAGCGCUAAAAGGAAAAGAGCAGCCCGGCAAUCGAAAUCUCUUACCAAGACUAUGUUGAAACAUAAAGCUUGCCAACAAUCAUCCAGUGCUCGUGGGCACUCAAGCUCUCCAGCAGCUGUGCAUUCAGAAGAUGAAGAAACAGCAACUGAAUCUGUGCCAGAGCUAGAUCCUUCUUCUGAUUCUCAAGGGCAGGCUAUUGAAAUCUUGAGAACGUCACUACAUUCACAGAAGGCAAGCAUGACUGCAAAUCUCCAGGCUCAAGAAGAUCAGCAAAAAGGAGAACACAAGGUGGGAAGCCCUGAAAAGUGUGAAGAAAUUCAAAAACCAUCCCAGAAUGUUGGGAGACAAGCAAGCUAUAAAAGAGCACUUGGUGAUAUAGAGGAUGAACAAGAGAAUCUGUCUCCACCAAGAAAAAAGGUUCCGUCUCCUUAUCUUGCGAGCAAGGUCGUCCGUCCAUUCAAGACAUUUUUGCACACAGUGCAAAAGAACCAAAUGCUUAUGGGAACCCCAUGCUCUGUGAGCCGAAACAGUACAGUAAAAUCAUUCCUCAAGCAAAACACUCCUUUAAGGACCACUCCCCAGGGAGGGUUUGUUGAAAAGGAGAGGCAACGCCUGGAAAAUCUUAGGAAAAAGGAAGAAGCUGAAAAAUAUCGAAAACAGAAACUGGAAGAACAGAAGAGGAAGCAACAAGAAGAGAUGAGGCGGAAACGUGAAGAGCGGCUUCGCAAGGCGCAGCAGACUCGAGAGCGGGCAGAACAGAAGGAGGAAGAGAAGAAAAAGCGGCUUGAGCAAAAGCUGGCUCAACAUGAGGAGAAAAAUGAGAAGGUGCGAGAGGAAAAAUUAGCAGAAGACAAAGCUAAGAAGAAAGUGGCUGCUAAGAAGAUGGAGGAAAUUGAAGCCCGGCGCAAACAGGAGGAAGAAGCCCGCAAACAGAAAGCUCUGCAGCUGGAGGAGGAGGAACGUAGGCAUAGGGAGCUAAUGCAGAAGAGGAAAGAGGAGGAGGAGCAGGAGAAAGCACGAAAGGCUGCAGAGCAGCGUCAGGCAGAACUAGAGAGGAAGAAAAAUCUGGCUGCUGAGAGAGAACUGCAGAAGAAGAAGGAGCAGGAAAAGCUGCAGGCACAACGGGAAUAUGAACGACAAGAGAAAGAGAAGGCAGCACACUUGCACAAAGAAGUUAUAGCAGCAGCGAAAGAGAAGGAGCGUCUCAGAAAAGAGGAAGAGGAGAACAAAAGGAAAAGGGAACAGUUGAAUCAAGAAGAAGAACAACAGGCUGCAGAGACCAAGACUGCUGACAGACAAUUGAAUGUGACAGUGGAUAUUGAGAACUCACCUUGUAAUUCAUAUGAGAUGACACCACAGAGCCACAAGCAACCCAAGAUUAACAUUAACGAUUAUGGGAUGGAUUUGAAUAGCGAUGACUCAACAGAUGAUGAAAGCCAACCCCGCAAGCCAAUCCCUGCAUGGGCCUCCGGAAAUCAACUCAGCCAAGCAAUCAUUCACCAAUAUUUCAAUCCUCCGAAUGUCAAGAGGUUUUUUGGUGUUGUGAGAAGUCCCAACUUGGAAGAAAUCUUCUAUAAGAGCAAACCACGCUAUUUUAAACGCACCAGUUCUGCAGUAUGGAACUCUCCACCAAUUCCCGGUGGCAAAUCUGUAGCAUCUAAUUUCAAGAGAUGGUGAUACAUUUCAGAGCUGUUUGAUAUUUUACAUGUGUAACUGUUUUUCCUUAUAAUAUUAAUAAAUGUUUUAUAUUCAAAACA